UCUGUUAUGGCUGUCUUUAUGUUUGUUGUAUCAAUUUGUAUGUCAAUUAUCAAUUAACCCUUGUUAAUAAUGGCCUGGUGAUUAUUAAAAAGCAGAGCUUGGUGUGACUACUAUCGAUGUACAGUAUAGUAUAUGCGUGAAUAAUGGCUGCUGGCGGCGAAGAUCUGUGGCGCGAGUGCGCGUCCUGGCUCACAAGAUGUGGCUUAUUACGGCCCGAUCAUAAGUCAAAUUGGGACUCGAGUUCCAUACACGACCUGGCAUACACUCUACGAGAUGGUGUGCUUCUCUGUAAUCUGCUAAACGUGCUGCAUCCAGGAUGUGUCGAUAUGAAAGAUGUCAAUCAGCGCCCACAGAUGGCCCAGUUCCUUUGCAUGCGAAAUAUAAAAGUAUUUUUACGAACAUGCCAUGAAGUGUUUGAACUCAGAGAGACAGAUCUGUUCGACCCCUCUAUGUUAUUCGACUUGUCCAACUUUCAUAGAGUGUUGUGUACACUUGCGAAGCUCAGUCAGUGCCCAAAGGCAAUAGCGAGAAAUGUUCAACCAUUUUCUGCUAGAAGGACACAAUCCGAAGAGGAUAUUUACAGAGAUCUACAGGCCGUCGCAAACCAAGCGACGGAUUUACCGCCUCCCUACGAAGUGGUAUCGUACGAAGAGCACGCGAACGCUAUGGAGGUACCGUGGAUACAGUUCACAAUACCGAGCGUCACGUGCGAGGACCGAGUGGAGGAGAUAUACGAGGACCUCUGCUAUGUCAAGUUCACCUCCGACAUGCCUGAGCUAGCGACGUCGUCGCACAGCCUAGAAAAGAGGGACUAUGUUAUUAGAGAACUGGUCGACACGGAGUGCAAUUACGUGGACGUGCUUAGUAAAAUAAUUAAAUACUUCCUGAGGCCGCUGACGCCUUAUUUGAAACCUCAGGAUAUGCAAGUCAUAUUUUUUGGUGUCAAGGAUUUACACGAUAUUCACUCUGGAUUGUUGAGACAAUUGCGACUCGCGACAGAGAACUGUGUGCCGGGGAACGGCGCCCCGAGACUGGCGGACGUAUUCUUAGCGUGGAGGGAGAGAUUGCUUCUGUACGGAGACUACUGUUCCAAUCUCACUAAUGCCCAGGACACGCUCAAGGCGCUCGACGCGAGAGACUCUACGUUCAGCAAGCAACUCGCAAAAUGUCAAAAGGAGCACAGCGACGGUCGCAUUCAGCUGCGAGACAUCCUCUCUGUGCCGAUGCAGAGAGUGCUCAAGUACCACCUGCUCCUGGACAAACUCGUGCAUGAAACACAACCGAACCAUGAAGAGUUUCGCGGAUUGGAGCGCGCGAAGGAGGCGAUGGUGGACGUGGCGCAGUACAUCAACGAGGUGAAGCGAGACAGCGAGGUACUGGCGCUACUGGCUAAGGUUCAGGAGAGCAUAAUAGACUGGGAGGCGGGCGCGCUGGGCGCGGGGGGCGCGGGGCUGGCGGCGUACGGCCGGCUGCUGCUGGACGGGGAGCUCAAGGUCAAGGCGCACGAGGACCAGAAGCUGCGCUCGCGAUACGUCUUCGUGUUCGACAAGCUCAUGCUGCUCUGCAAGCCCGUCAAGGUGAUCUACCCGACCGACAACCAGUACUCGUACCGCACGGGCAUCCGGCUGGCGGAGUACCGCGUGGAGGAGGGCGGCGGGCGGCGCGCGCUGCGCGGGGACGCGCGCUGGACGGCGCACUUCUACCUCGUGCGCCGCUCCAAGGACUCCACCUUCACGCUGUACGCGCGCACCGACGACUGCCGCCGGAAGUGGCUCAAGGCCAUCAAGGACGCCAUAGAUAACUUGGAGCCCCCCGGAUGCCGAAGCACGAACCACAAAUUCGUCUUGCACACGUUCCAGAAGCCCGCGACGUGUCACCACUGCUCCAAAUUUCUCAAGGGCAGAAUAUUCCAGGGCUACCUGUGCUCGGUGUGCAACGCGUGCGCGCACAAGGACUGCAUCGCGCUGUCGGGGCACUGCAGGGGCGGGCUGGCGCCGGCGCCGCCGCUGCCGCCGCACGCGCAUCAGCCCGACACCGCGCUGCACUACUACAUGUGGUACGUGGGCGAGAUGGGGCGCGAGACGGCGCGCGCGCGGCUGGAGCGGCGCGUGGACGGCACGUUCCUGCUGCGCGUGCGCCCGCGCGCCGUGCAGAGCCUGCCGCCGCCCUCGCACAACGACACGCACUACGCGCUCUCGCUCAAAACGGACAACACCGUGAAGCACAUGCGCGUGUGCCGCAAGCCCAUCGACCAGGUGCCGCACUACUUCCUCUCCGAGUCGCGGUUCUUCCGCAGCAUCGUGGAACUGAUCUCCUACUACGAAAAGACCAGCUUAUCUGAGAAUUUUGUCGGGUUAAACUCCAAUCUACGCUGGCCAUUCCGGCGAGUGGUGGCAACGGUCAUACAUGAUUUUCGUCCGCUGGAGGCAUCGCAAUUGGCGCUACGACCCGGAGCCAAGGUGCUCGUGCUCAGCAAAGAGGGGGACAGCCGCGGGUGGUGGAAAGGACGCACGCUCGACAAGGGUGACAACAGAUCCGGCUACUUCCCCAAGGAGUGCGUGCGCGAGGACCCCGAGUGCAUCGGCGCGCUGGACUGAUGUCAGCUGUGCGUCGCCGAGCGCGAGCGCGCCGCGCCCUCCGCGCCGCCCGCGCCCUGCGACCUGGACGAGCACGACCACGGCGACCUCGUCUAAGGCGUCACCGCUAUAUCACUGAGCCGAUAAAUAUCAGUCAUUUGAAAUCAUUCGUUACGUUUCAGAUGAAACUAUAUUUCGCAAGAAACUACAAAUUACGUCUGCGACUACCUUCGUAAUGACGGCACGUAUACGUAGAGGCGUAUAUUAAUUUAUUGUGUAAAUUGAUUUGAUAACUUAGACUUAAUCGUAUAAUAUAUUGAAAAUGAACUUUAAAGUGAAGUGCAAAUCUAUGUUGAUGAUAAAAUUUCCGAAGUAUGAAAUGAACAAGACGAUGUAUGGAAUAAGUGUUACUUGUUGUGCUAAUAUGAUAAAAUGCUUUAAAUACUCGUGCUUUACAAUAUAGAAUUCUAUGUCGAAUGUACAAGGGACGAUUGUCCUUUAAUUUAUAAAGAAAUCUAUUUAAUAUUGCAUGUGCAAUAUAAGAAAUUUUAUGUAUGAAUCGCACGGCGGGGUUUUAGUGUGUAUGAAAUAUAUCUUAGCGAGCGAGGUGAUCGCUAUGAAAUGUUGUUGUUGAUGUUCUAGAACCGAGUCAAAUGUAUAUUUAUUUUUGUGAACUAUGUAAGUUAUUUUUUCAAGUCAUAGAUAAUACUUAGAUAGAUAUAAAAAAUGUUACAAUCAUAUCCUAUCAAUGCAAUUUCAAUGCACAUUUCAUUGCUUAUAAAUAAGUGGUAUGGAAACUUCUUCCUUAUUGUAGUUAAAUGUUAAAUUCGGAGUACUACGGAAUUGUAUGUCUACCAUAUUUUUACUAUAAAAUAACUAAAGUAUAAUAUUUGAUGUAUUAGAAAAUAUACAAAGCGAGUUUACUUGAUACGCAUAGUUUACGUUGUAGCGAUAUAAUACUUCUUGCUAUAUGAUACUAUCGUAUAGAGAUUGUGUAUAGCAAGAUAUGCACAAAUAAACAGACUGUCUUAAUAUUUCAAGCAGUAAUCAAAUCGCUUAUUGGCAAGUAAGUGAUGCUAGGCACAAAAUAAAUCGUAUCUAAACAAUUAAAUAUUAAGUAUAAGUGCAAGGAGUAAUUAUGUCAUUAAAAAUCAUAUAUUUUUCUUUCGGAACUGUCAAAAAUAUUAAUCCUUUAACAACAUUUAUUAUUUAUUACUAUUGCAUCUGACUAGUUAGUAAAUAAUAAAAAUGCCUUUACGCACAAUUUAAUCUAAAUAAGUAAACGAAACUAUUCAUAGUUUCGAUUACUUAUACUGAAUUCUUAGUAUACAAGCUAAUGACAGAGUUAAUAGAGGUUUCCAAUGUACCGCACAAAAACAUUUGGUCUAAAAUCACAAAGAUAGAUUGGUUUAUAGCUCUCUUCUAAGCCUUUAAUAUGUUUUAAAUGACAUCUAAUUCAACUAUAUUCAAUGUUAGCAUUUUUUUAGUUUCUAUUUGUUACUUAAAUUUAAUUCGUUCUGUGCUCAAAAUUAUAUCUGACAUGACGAACAAGAGAUAACUGCCAUUUUCUUUAUAAAACUUUUUAGUACAUGAGCUAAUUGAUUUAGUAUAAUAGAUAGUAAUGUUGGUUUGAAUGGUACCGAUAAUGUUUUAAUUAAAUUGUUAUAAAGUGAGAAUGUGUGCCAAACUAAAAAGUGAAACAUACAUUUAAUUACAGAUUCAAUUAUAUAAUUAUAUUUAUAUUAAUUAAAAACUAAAGUUAACUGCAAUCAAUAUAUAAUUCCUAUUUAUUUUAAACUGUUAUUGAAAAAUAUAUUUUUUUUACUUUACGAUAUUCUAGAUGUCGCCCAUUACAGUAUUUUAGCUAUACAUUCCAAGACAAUCAAAAACUAAAUAUAACGUAAUAUUAAUUGAAAUAAAUAUUUACUGAUAAUAUUCAUCUUCUUAAUCGUUGUAUCUGUCUUUAUAUUGAUGAAUUUAAAUAUGUUACACAAUCUAUAUGAACAAAUAAAAAGUUACAAUAUUCGGCAUUAUCAUGACACUUUAACUCAUUAAAUAGAACAAACAUGAAUGUAAAAAUAUUAUUUUAAAUGGAUGAGUAAUAUGAUUAAAAGUAAUAAAUUACCUUAUUAUGAAAAUAUAAUCCAUCAUCAAGUUCCGCUCAAAUUCAGUCUCUAAAUGUUUGGUUAAAAUUUAAGCUUCGGUUUAUAUUGGUUGUAUGAUGAUGUUUGUGAUUUUCUGAAGAAUUGCAAACAAUUAUAAGCAAAAAAAUUUACAACUAUUUCAGUGUGAGCACCACAAUUGACCCACCAAUGAUUUAUGUAUUUAAGUUUAAUGUUGAACCCAAUGACAAUUAAUAAAUAUUAUAAUUUAACACUAACAUUUAUAAUAUUGUAUUGUAAAUAAAUGUUUAAUCAAAUAUAACUUGGAAAAUGCUUAAAACAAACUCUUUAAAUAUUAUAAAAAUUGGUAAUAACGAGAGUAAUACUAUAUAUUGUAUCUUGUAGAUUAGUUGUUUUCAAAUGAGACAAGGAUUUUGUCUUCAUGUAUCAUUAUUCUCUCUAGCUAGACAACAUUAAUGAAUUAUUUAUAACUGUUUGACCUAACUUUCAUAAUGCAUCAACAAUGUUAUUCAUUCAUGUAUUACGAAAGUUAUGAAAUAAUAUAAAUUCUAGUCCGUCUAAUAUUUCUUAUGUAGUAAAUAUUAAAAUAUAGGAGAGAUUGAAGAUCCUAAUGAUGAUCAUGUCGCUCGGUCUGCGAUGAGUUGAACGGGAUUCGUUGUAAUUCGAUUGUAAAUUCAAAAUUGAUUUAUUAUAGUGAAAUCAGUAAUACCUUGAUAUUCUUCUGUCUUAGAAAUGUAUAUCAUACUAUGUUAAUUAUUAAAAAAGUACCUAUUAACGAUAACUUAAUAAAAACAAUGUGCAAAUAUUUCAUAUCUGAUAUAAAAUAAACACUAUGAACUUGUUUAUGCAUUUGUGAAGUUAUGUAAAUAUAAAAAAUAUCUUUAUUAAAAACAGAAGUGAUAUCGGAAAUGAGGCGCAGAGGUUGUUAUGAAAUGAAAUGAUAUUGGUAUAGUCAUAGGGGAAAUAAUAUUUGUUGUGACAAUGUAUAGAUGUAUAUUUUUAAUACAUGACUCUUAGUUCUCUAUCCCUGUUGCAUGAUUUUGUGUAAAAGAAUAAGAAUAUUGUUUUUUUUGCGAUAUUCGAUGUUUUGUUUAUUGAGAAUAUAAUAAAUUUAAAAGUGAUACAAGCAAGGGAAACGUAACAUCUAGAAUAAUAGGGAAUAGUCGAAUAAUGUAUAUUUUUCUUAUAAUGGCAAUGUCUAUGAGCGAUGGUCACCGCUGAUCAUCACUUGAUCAAUUUGGCUCCCUCCCUUUGUGUUACACAAAAAUAAGAAGGAAAUAAAUGCAAAAUGAAUGUAAACAAUUGAAACAAGAUAUUAAUUAUGUAUCGUGCCAAAUUGUAAAAAAAUAUAAAUCCCUGAUGAUCUCUUUAAAUGUGCUAAUAUGAUUUGAUUACUAUAUAUCAAUAUACUGAAUAUCAAAUUCCAUGUACAAAUAUCAAUAGACUUAUUUUAUUAAAUUCAUCUAUUUUCUUGUAUAGUGUAUUGGAGAAAUGUAUCUAUCUUAUAAUGUACCUAUAGAAAAGGGUUUUUAAUUUUCCAUAAAAUAAUUUGACUCAUUCAAGAGUGUAUUUUAAAGUUGACAAUUAUUUACAAUAUAAAAAUGUAGUUAUAUAGAAAGCAAUGGAACAGACUAAGAAAAUGUAUACUUAGAAAUUAAUCGUACAAAAAUGUUGGUAAAUGCUAUUUAGAAUCGACAAUGAAGUGUAACAACAGUUAUGUAAUUCACAUUGCAAGGAGCUCCCCUAAUGCGAAACAGUUAUUAGCAUUAGUUAGUAUUGUUUGAUAUUCAUGAAUUUGAAAACGUUAUAUAUCAUAAUUUUAAUUACAAUUAAAUAUAUUUUUCUCUGUUCGUACGGACGCAAUGCUUGAUAUAUUUGUCGGUGCUAGCGUUAUUUUGUGUUCAGUACGCUUUUUAUGUAGUGGACAAGAGCACCUGUGGAGCAGCUGUUGUGUAAAUGUAUUUUGAUUUAAUUUAUGUUCACCUUUGUAAAUAUAUUAUGUAUACAGAAAUCGCAUAUCUCAUUGUUCUGUAGUUAAAUAAGGUGCCUCCACAAUAAAUACAAAGUUGGAGAA
Molecule: messenger RNA, 6773 nt
Organism: Vanessa atalanta (red admiral)
Lineage: Eukaryota; Metazoa; Arthropoda; Insecta; Lepidoptera; Nymphalidae
Gene: Vav
Product: protein vav
Exons: 16
Coding region: 144-2597 (817 amino acids)
Biological process (GO): regulation of GTPase activity; cell migration
Cellular component (GO): cytoplasm
Molecular function (GO): guanyl-nucleotide exchange factor activity; protein binding
Source: RefSeq, a predicted model, not a curated record